AUGAAGACUUUAGUCGCUCUAGUUGCUGUGCUGGCAGUGGUUGUCGCUCAUCCAUUGCCUUUAGUUCAAGUUAUUGUGAACAUCGAUGCUAGUAGUGACCCUGGUGAUAACAAACCAGUGCCCCCAGAUGUAGACCCCGUACCUCCAGUUGACCCAGAAGAGCCUGAGGCAGAUGGAAGUGAAGAAAACGAAGACAUUGUGCCCGAAGAAAGCGAAGAAUCUGCUUCCGAAGAAAGUGAAGAAUCAGUUUCAGAGGAAAGCGAGGAAUCUAUUUCCGAGGAAAGUGAGGAAUCUAUUUCCGAGGAAAGUGAGGAAUCUGUUUCCGAAGAAAGUGAAGAAUCUGUUUCCGAGGAAAGCGAAGAAUCUGUUUCCGAGGAAAGCGAGGAAGUAAAACCCGAGGAAGAGGAAGAAGUUAAACCCGAAGAAGAGGAAGAAGUAAAACCCGAAGAAGAGGAAGAAGUUAAACCCGAAGAAGAGGAAGAAGUAAAACCCGAAGAAGAGGAAGAAGUUAAACCCGAAGAAGAGGAAGAAGUUAAACCCGAAGAAGAGGAAGACGUAGUUCCUGAGGAAGACGAGGAGGAAGAGAGCGAGGAAUCUCCUUCCGAGGAAAGCGAAGAAUCUGUUUCCGAAGAAAGCGAGGAAGUAAAACCCGAAGAAGAGGAAGAAGUUAAACCCGAAGAAGAGGAAGAAGUAAAACCCGAAGAAGAGGAAGAAGUAAAACCCGAAGAAGAGGAAGAAGUUAAACCCGAAGAAGAGGAAGACGUAGUUCCUGAGGAAGAGGAGGAGGAAGAGAGCGAGGAAUCUCCUUCCGAGGAAAGCGAAGAAUCUGUUUCCGAAGAAAGCGAGGAAGUUAAACCCGAAGAAGAGGAAGACGUAGCUCCUGAAGAAGAAGAAGACGUAGCUCCUGAAGAAGAGGAGGAACAAGCUCCCGAAGAAGAGGAAGAACAAGCUCCUGAAGAAGAGGAAGAAGUAGCACCCGAAGAAGAGGAAGAAGUAAAACCCGAAGAAGAGGAAGAAGUUAAACCCGAAGAAGAGGAGGAACAAGCUCCCGAAGAAGAGGAAGAAGUAGCUCCCGAAGAAGAGGAGGAACAAGCUCCCGAAGAAGAGGAAGACGUAGCUCCUGAAGAAGAGGAAAAUGACAUCCCUGCUUACUAG
Messenger RNA from Danaus chrysippus (African queen), 1155 nucleotides. The record is from the annotation of a GenBank genome assembly. Lineage: Eukaryota; Metazoa; Arthropoda; Insecta; Lepidoptera; Nymphalidae.